CAUUUUAGUACUGAUUUAAAUCUAGGGCAAAGCGGAGAUGGUUUCCUCAGGACAUCCUACUUUUGUGGCCAGAUUUGGGAAAGACCCUGGUGGGCAGUUUUUCUAAAUAGUUUAUCUGUAAUAGACGGCCUUCCUUCCCUUCUUAAGAUACAGGGCUUCAAGUCCUUUUUACUCAUCAAUCGCUCAGUUGCCUCUUGUCACAUUUUUUUUUUCAGAAUCACCGUGUUAGGUUGGCAGUAUUCCUACGCUAUUGUUUUUUAUUUAUUAAUGUGGUCCUCCACGCAGCUUAGAAUAACAAAAUAAUACCUACAACUGCAAACUCUGAAGGGAAGGGCAUUUGGCCAUAGUGAACUAGAAUCAUCACAGUGGAAUAGAGAUUUGAAUGCAGGCCUUCGUGACCCAAACUGAGUAUUGUGCCUCUUUGUGCAGUGUGUUUUUGGCAUCAGGUACAUGGCAUCAUGCCAUGUAGCCUUUCCUAUCACUGUGCCACAUGACUCCGGUGUAUCUACUCGCGUGCUUUAGCCAUACAGUGUUUGAAUUUCUUCGUUGAUCUGAACUAAUUUGGAGCAUAACAGCCAAAAAGUCACACUGAAUUUCUCAUUUGAAUUGUAAUGUGCCUACUGUAUAAUGGUCUCUCCUUGAUUGUAGUGCAGCUGUGUGUAAUCCAACUUAGUACUGUCUCAGGAUUUGGGAGUGUGACCAACAGGUUUUCUCUCAGUCAAAUAGUUUUUUUUUUAUUAUGUUGUGUUCUGUCUUUGUCUUUUUAUUUCUUAGUGAAUAUUUCUUGGAAGUGUGCUUGUCUCAGAGCUAGCUGUUUUUGUCCAAGUCUUCUGUUUUGUUGCCAUCAUUAUAAUCCUCUAUUUGUCUUGAAAGGCUCUGCAGGUAUUCUUGGGCUGAAGGGUUAUGUGGCAGAGAGGAAAGGUGAGCGAGAAGAGAUGCAGGAUGCUCACGUCAUUCUGAAUGAUAUCACAGAGGAGUGCAACCCCCUGCCUUCUCAGAUUACCCGCAUCUCAUACUUUGCUGUCUUUGAUGGCCAUGGAGGAGUUAGAGCAUCAAAGUAUGCAGCACAAAACCUGCACCAAAACCUGAUCAGAAAAUUUCCCAAAGGAGAGAUACCCAGUGUGGAGAAGACGAUAAGAAGGUGCCUUCUGGAUACCUUCAAACACACAGAUGAGGAGUUUCUCAGACAGGCUUCCAGCCAGAAACCUGCCUGGAAGGAUGGCUCCACAGCAACCUGUGUUCUGGUGAUUGAUAAUACUCUCUAUAUUGCCAACCUUGGAGACAGCCGGGCGAUUCUGUGCCGUUAUAAUGAAGAGAGUCAGAAAUAUACAGCCUUAAGUCUCAGUAAAGAACAUAAUCCAACCCAGUACGAUGAGCGGAUGAGAAUCCAGAAGGCUGGGGGAAACGUCAGGGAAGGUCGUGUUCUGGGAGUCCUGGAGGUGUCUCGCUCCAUUGGGGAUGGACAGUACAAGCGCUUUGGGGUCAUCUCUGUGCCAGAUAUUAAACGCUGCCAACUUACACACAAUGACAGGUUUAUCUUGUUGGCUUGUGACGGUCUCUUCAAAGUCUUUUCACCAGAGGAAGCUGUGAAUUUCAUCAUGUCUUCGCUGGAGGACAAUACUAUCCCAACAAGAGAGGCCAAAUCAGCACUUGAUGCUAGGUCUGAAGCAGCCUGUAAUAGGCUGGCCAACAAAGCAGUGCAGCGAGGAUCAGCGGAUAAUGUCACAGUGGUGGUAGUCCGGAUUGAACAGUGAUGGAAAACUUGCAGAAAUGGUGUCCUUACCAACAUGCAGUGAAUUUUACGGAACAAAUUAGUGUGUCUGUGAGUGUGCGUGUGUCUCUAAGGGUUUGUGGUUUCCUCCCCCUCUGGGUGCUCUUAUUUGUAAAUAAAGGAGG
Eublepharis macularius is the source of this 1896-nucleotide messenger RNA. RefSeq names its product ILK associated serine/threonine phosphatase (gene ILKAP). Lineage: Eukaryota; Metazoa; Chordata; Lepidosauria; Squamata; Eublepharidae. The record is from RefSeq and is a predicted model, not a curated record. Gene Ontology annotation, biological process: protein dephosphorylation. Gene Ontology annotation, molecular function: cation binding; protein serine/threonine phosphatase activity. The transcript is spliced from 9 exons. Bases 612 to 1754 code for a protein of 380 amino acids.